This is a messenger RNA of Rhizopus microsporus ATCC 52813, 1269 nucleotides long. RefSeq names its product urease accessory protein UreF. NCBI's taxonomy places the organism in Eukaryota, Fungi, Mucoromycota, Mucoromycetes, Mucorales, Rhizopodaceae. Gene Ontology annotation, molecular function: nickel cation binding. Bases 282 to 1013 code for a protein of 243 amino acids. The transcript has a single exon. The record is from RefSeq and is a predicted model, not a curated record.
UAGGAAAGAGAAAGAACCCUGACCCUGAAUGUUUGUCUGUUGCUUGGAGUGCCGAUGGUGCCACCCUCUUCUCUGGUUACUCUGACAACAUCAUCCGUGUCUGGCAAGUCACCCGUACUCUUUAAAUCAAAUGCCCGCGCGAAUCAUUGGAUUUUUUAGAGGAAAAAAGAAAAAAAUCCCCCCUUUUUUUUUGCUUAAAUAAAUCAUAAUAAAAAAAAAAAGAGAGAAAGCGAGUGUAUUCAUCUUUGUGUUAAAACCCAGUCUCUUUUUUUUUCUCCCUUAUGUUGCCUUACUUUACCUCGAAUGAGACAAGUAGCUGGCUGCUUUACAUCUUGACUGAUUCAGCACUUCCCACAGGUGGAUUCGUAUCUUCUUCUGGGCUCGAGGCGAGUCAUCAAGCCGGACUAGUGGAUAGCAACAACAUUUCGACAUUUGUUACUUCUUCAGCACAUAAUUAUGCUUCCAACACCAACUGUUUUGUCCAAGCAGGAUAUGAAUCACUUGACAACAAGGACCCACUGUCGUUCUUGACAGAUUGCGAUGCUACAUGUGACGCCGUCAUGGCAGCCAAUGCUGUGGCAAAACGAGCCUCAUUAGCUCAAGGCAUUGCCAUGCUCACUCUCUUUUUAAAGUGUUUUACAGAAACCAACGAACAAGAAGAAAAGGUACGAGUGGUCAAGCAAUGGAAAAACAUGAUUCGAGCAGAGAAAGUAUAUGGUCAUUUCGCCAUCUGUUUUGGACUCGUUUGUCGUUGUCUCAAUGUCGAUUUAGAAAAUACACUUCAUCUAUGGCUCUAUUUGUUCGCAAGGACCAUUUACUCUUCUGCCGUCCGACUCAACAUCAUUGGACCUUACGAAGCACAGCGACUGUUACUUGAGUCCAGAGGACCUGUAGAAGAGAUCAUUCACCAUACAAAAAAUAUGACAAUAGAAGAUUGUUGUCAGACAAAUCCAUUGUUGGAUGUGUGUCAAGGUAUGCACGAUAGACUUUAUUCGAGAUUAUUCAACAGUUAGAAAAAUAAAUGUAUAUAUUAAACUCUGCAGUUGGUGAAGGCCAUGACCAAGAUAUCCGUAGCACCCACAUCAGCCAAAAGAUCCAUAAUUUCACCUUUUCUCUUCUUUUCAACCAUGGCCGUGACGGAGACCCAACCUUCAUGAGAGUCUAGUGCAGCGACAGUAGGUGCUUGACGACCAGGCGUAAUUUGAACCGCGCGAGAAAGGUUGACGCGUUCGAUGUUAUAUGUACAAAGGACAUACUUUUCGGCGGUAA